AUGACUAAUUCUUCUGAUCAUUCAUUUAUAUUAAUUAUACAUCGUUUACAAAAGAAAAUGGAUUCGUCGUUUAAUUUUUACAUUGGUCUUUCACUGGCUUUAUUGUCAACAAUAUUUAUUGGAACUAGUUUUAUAUUUAAAAAACUUGCAUUGCGUCGUGCUUCUAGAAAUGGUUCUAGAGCUGAUCGUCGUGAUGUACCUCCAGCGGCAAAUGAGCGAAUACUUCUGGAAGAAUUUGGACGCCUUAUUGAUCGUGUGGUGGAAGCGUCUAUCAAAGUUCAUAUACAUCCAUCGAAUGGCAUCCACACCCCGGGUGCGAUCGACGAUAAUGAACAAGGUUUGACACAUAGUGAGGGGUCAAUUGGUCCUGAAAGUCUAGGUGGUAAGGGUAUUGGAGCAGUUGGAGUAGCAGCUGCUACGGCUGCUGCCGCAGAUGUUCUACAGGAUGAUGAAGAUGAAGAGGAUGAAAUAUUAAAUGAGAUGGAUGUAGAUGAUGCUGACGAUAUGAAGAAUGCAAUGUACAACCUUGUUGGAGAGCCAACACUUUCACGUCACCAACAUUCCCGAUCGCACUUUGCACGCCGUCAUUGA
Molecule: messenger RNA, 591 nt
Organism: Trichobilharzia regenti
Lineage: Eukaryota; Metazoa; Platyhelminthes; Trematoda; Strigeidida; Schistosomatidae
Source: the annotation of a GenBank genome assembly